Messenger RNA from Hypanus sabinus (Atlantic stingray), 1838 nucleotides. It is a transcript of the gene cant1a, whose product is annotated as calcium activated nucleotidase 1a. The coding region runs from base 323 to 1525 and encodes 400 amino acids. Gene Ontology annotation, molecular function: calcium ion binding; GDP phosphatase activity; UDP phosphatase activity. The transcript is spliced from 4 exons. NCBI's taxonomy places the organism in Eukaryota, Metazoa, Chordata, Chondrichthyes, Myliobatiformes, Dasyatidae. The record is from RefSeq and is a predicted model, not a curated record. Gene Ontology annotation, biological process: proteoglycan biosynthetic process.
AAUCGACAUCUCCUGCCUGAGGAGGUUGGAGCUUGACGCAUGCGUGGCAUCAAAACCUUCGGCUUGAGUUGGAGGCGUUUGGCGUUUCCCGUUCGGCGCACGCGCAGGAGCGGUCCUCUUCCCCCCCCCCCCCCCCCCACUCCGCCCCUCCGGGAUCGGGGCGUAAAAUGGGGGCGGCGCAGUUGCAAUAGCGGAAGUUCAUAGGUGAGCGAGCAGCAUGACAGCUCCUCACCCUCGGCUCUGAUGCCGGAGUGUCGACGGCUGCGGCGCUGGUGACACUCACCUACAUCGACCGAUCUAAUUCUGCCUUUGCUGAAGACUAAUGUCUGACCAUCUCUAUGGUUUGCCUGAAGGAAAUGAUUCUAUGAGCUCCCUUCGCAUAUCCAUUGGUGGUCUUCCCGUUAUAGCUUCCAUGACAAAAACAAGAGACUCUCGUUUUCACCUGAAAUGGAAGGCUAUACUAGUAGCUGCUGUCAUUCUCUUCAUAUUCUACAUGGUAUAUUUUCACAAAGGAUCCUCACCUAGUUCUCAUCUGCGAAAUGUCCACAACUGGCAGAUUGAUAAUUUUCCGAGGGACAGGUACAACGAUACAUACCCUCUUUCACCCCCACAGAAAACGCUGGAAGGCAUCAGAUACCGUAUCGGCUUGAUUGCUGACCUGGACACCAGCUCAAAGAGUGAAUUGAACACUUGGGUCAGUUACUUAAAGAAAGGCUACUUAAUUUUAUCAAACAGUGGUGACAAGGUGUCUAUAGAAUGGGACAAAAAUGACUCCACUCUCAAAACACAUUUGUCAGAAAAAGGACGUGGUAUGGAACUGUCAGAGCUAAUAGCAUUCAAUGGAAAACUGUACACUGUUGAUGACAGAACUGGAGUAGUGUAUGAUAUUGAUGGGGACAAGGCAGUCCCUUGGGCCAUCCUAUCUGAUGGUGAUGGGACUGUUGAGAAAGGCUUCAAAGCUGAAUGGUUAGCAGUAAAAGAUGAGCACCUUUAUGUAGGAGGACUUGGUAAGGAGUGGACUACCACCACUGGAGAGGUAGUCAAUGAAAAUCCAGAGUGGGUGAAAGUUAUUGGCUACAAAGGUGAUGUGAAUCAUGAGAACUGGGUGCCUCACUACAAUGCUCUCCGUGCUGCUGCCGGCAUCAAGUCUCCGGGAUAUCUGAUUCAUGAAUCUGCUGCGUGGAGUGAUCGGCUGCAGCGCUGGUUCUUUCUGCCACGGCGAGCCAGCAAUGAACGCUACAACGAAAAAGAUGAUGAGCACAGGGGAACGAACCUCAUUAUUAAAUCUACUCAAGAUUUCAAAGAGGUCUCGGUGAGCAAGAUUGGAGAGGUUAACCCAACACGAGGAUUCUCCUCCUUCAAGUUCAUUCCUGAUACAGACGAUCAGAUCAUUGUGUCACUGAAAUCAGAGGAAGAUAAUGGGAAAAUAGCCACCUACAUUAUGGCUUUUACUUUAGAUGGACGCUUCCUUUUAGAGGAAACUAAAGUGGCUGACAUAAAAUAUGAAGGAAUAGAAUUUAUAUAAGAUUCCUCCUAAUCAAAAGUGUUGGGAUUUGGAUCAAAGUGCUACUGCUUCCAAGAAUAUCCAGAAAAGCAUUUCCUGAUGAAUGUUGGUUUCCUCUUUAGAAUGGUUCUUCGUUGCUUUUAAUCUGAAGUUGUGUUCUUUUGUAAUACCCUGUUUGUUUACAUUAAAGAAAUUGAAUCUGAGGUAUUGCAAAAUCAGAACUUCUGCACUCUUCUUAAAGAUAUUUUUUAAAUUUUCUUGUCAUUUUAAAAAAUAUAUAUAGCUGGGAUGUUGCCUUGUAUUUACAUGCCAUAAAACCUGCAAUUGUGACGUA